UUAUUCAGUCUUGACGUGUUUUCUGAACUGAAGUUAAAAUGACUGGUCGCGGAAAGGGAGGAAAAGGAUUGGGAAAAGGAGGAGCCAAGCGCCAUCGCAAGGUACUUCGUGAUAACAUCCAGGGAAUCACCAAGCCAGCUAUCCGUCGUCUCGCUCGUAGAGGUGGUGUGAAACGUAUCUCCGGUUUGAUUUACGAGGAGACUCGCGGUGUUCUCAAGGUAUUCCUUGAGAACGUCAUCCGCGAUGCAGUCACCUACACCGAACACGCCAAGAGGAAGACCGUUACGGCUAUGGAUGUGGUCUACGCACUGAAACGUCAAGGACGUACUCUCUACGGAUUUGGAGGUUAAGCUUAACUCUACGAAAUAAACAAUCGGCCCUUUUCAGG
Messenger RNA from Diachasma alloeum, 388 nucleotides. RefSeq names its product histone H4. Gene Ontology annotation, biological process: nucleosome assembly. Gene Ontology annotation, cellular component: nucleosome. Gene Ontology annotation, molecular function: DNA binding; structural constituent of chromatin; protein heterodimerization activity. Lineage: Eukaryota; Metazoa; Arthropoda; Insecta; Hymenoptera; Braconidae. The record is from RefSeq and is a predicted model, not a curated record. The coding region runs from base 39 to 350 and encodes 103 amino acids. The transcript has a single exon.